Molecule: messenger RNA, 1978 nt
Organism: Salvia miltiorrhiza (redroot sage)
Lineage: Eukaryota; Viridiplantae; Streptophyta; Magnoliopsida; Lamiales; Lamiaceae
Exons: 2
Coding region: 243-1769 (508 amino acids)
Biological process (GO): rRNA methylation
Cellular component (GO): chloroplast
Molecular function (GO): RNA methyltransferase activity; RNA binding
Source: RefSeq, a predicted model, not a curated record
AAAUCAUAUUGGAAAGUGGAAACCUAGUUUCCAACCAUGAAGGCACAAACGACGCCGUUUACUUGUUUCUUGCAGUUUCCCCAUUCCUUUAGGCCGAGCAGGCUCUCAAAACAAGGAUAAACCCUUCCAUCAUGGCCAUGGCCGUCAAAAUUCUAAUUUAAGAAUCGAUUUUUAAGUUGACGAUUUCAGCAACAAUCAUAUCAGAGAACUCAUCUUUAUCAUUAUUUAAAUUUCCAGUAAACAUGACCAAGCCUGCAGCAUUACCUUUAGCAUUUAGGAUUUCUUCGAGUCCCACAAAGUUCCUUUGUCACUUUAACGCUCCAAAGCCCGUCUCCAUUGUUGUUGGCUGCCAUCUAAUUCUUGGGUCGAAUAAAAGAAGAGCUCUCGACCAAUUUCUAUCUGUCGGACCCAGAAAUUGUAUGACAAAUCAUUUUCUGAACUGUUCGCUAUUGGGAGGGAGGAGUUUUUCGAGUUCGAGUUUAAACAAUGCGGCUGAAACAAGUGAAAAGCCUCUUCCUUGGUUAGCUGCAUCCGUGGAAGGAGGGGAACGUAGAAAAGGUGUGAAAAAUUGGGCAAGCAAGGGGGUUAAGUCUUCAUGGGAGGAGUCGGCGGAAAAGUUUUUGAAAGGUGGUGUUUCCACGGUAGAGAAUGAUGAAAUGCCUAAAUUAGAGAGCACGAGAAAUGGAUUUAGGAAUAGAAGUAGUAAUUAUGUAGAGCGUGAGGAGGAUGAGGGGGAGGAUGAGGUCGAGAAUGAUUCUAGGUGGUAUAACAUUAGGAAGAGGUAUGACAACUAUGUUGAGGGGAGGCCAGCGCCUGAAAGACCGGAGGUUAGGAGAUGGAGCAAACAAGAAAGCUGGGGUAGGAAGACGUGGAAAGAAGCUAAGGAAUCUACAGUGCCAAGAAUAGUGGGAGAAGGGGUGUAUGGAGUUGGUCCUGUUCUGGCUGCUCUUUCAGCUGGUCGGAGAGAAUUCUAUGCGUUGUAUGUUCAGGAAGGGUUGGACUUGAGUAGUAAUAAUAGGAAGAAAAAGGAUAAGAAGGGGUUUGAGAAAAUCUUGAAGAUGGCAGACAAGAUUGGACUGAGCAAAAACGAGCUGUCCAAGCAUGAUCUCAACAUGGUUGUUGAUAAUAGGCCUCAUCAGGGCUUGGUUCUGGAUGCAUCUCCCUUGGAAAUGGUUGGUAUAAAGGAGUUGGACGUGGUUUCUACGGAGGGAGAGAAGGGCCCUCUUUGGUUGGCACUGGAUGAGGUUACUGACCCUCAGAAUCUGGGAGCAAUUAUCCGGUCUGCUUACUUUUUUGGGGCUGCUGGAGUAGUGUUGUGUGCUAAGAACUCGGCUCCUUUGAGUGGUGUUGUGAGCAAAGCCAGUGCUGGCUCGCUGGAAUUAAUGGAACUUAGAUCUUGUAAGAAUAUGAUGCAGUUCUUGACAUCCUCAGCUGGAAAUGGUUGGCGGGUUCUUGGAGGCGCAGUUUCUCCAAGAGCUAUUCCAUUGAAUGAAGUUGUUCCUGGUGCUCCAACUAUACUGGUUCUAGGAAGUGAGGGAACUGGUUUGAGGCCAUUGGUGGAAAGAUCAUGCACUCAAUUAAUUAGGAUUCCUGGAAAUCCACCAGUGGAUUUGAUGUCGACAGGAGAUGAGAAUGUGGACAAUGUUGAGAGUCCUGGUCAAGAGUUCACAUCCUUCUUGGCGGUGGAAAGCUUGAAUGUAAGUGUUGCAGCUGGUGUUCUGCUCAAUCACUUGACUGGAAGCGGCUAUGAUAGAGCUGGCCAUACAUGAGAAAGCAUAUUAUUAAAAGCAAAUGAGGUGUUAUGGUAAUCAACUGAACUUAUGUUUGGUUAUUGAGGUUAAAUAUAAUGUAUGCUUCAACUUAGAUGGUCGUCCAAUAUAUGCUACUUUUUUUUUGGUAAGCCAAAAAUACUUUUAAACUGGUUAUUUGCAUGAUAGCAUGUUAGUUCUUUAUUCAUUGCUGUUUUUAUGUUACAAAA